AUGCCUUUCAAAUCAUUCAUAUCUGUGCAGCUAUUAGAACCAACCAUCUAUGUCGAGCCUAUUUCUAACUCUAAUCUCGUGAUCCGGGGAACCAUCAACAUUAACUUGUCAAGCACAACAAUUGUGAAAUCCAUUUCUGUCCGAUUUGAUGGUAAAAUGAAAACCAAGAAUUACAUUUCUAGCUCUGCGAGUGCUGGCGGAUUCGCACAGAAGAGAUCUAUAGCUCACCAUUGUCUAGUCUUGUAUCCUGUCGAGGAGCAAACUGACACCAACUGUCCUCUUAUCUUGAAAGCAGGUCUUACACACUAUGGUUUCGAAAUGCAAGUACCAUCCAAACUGCCUGAAACCGUUGAUUGCUCGGAUGUCAAGGUGAACUAUCAUGUUACUGCUGUCAUGGAAUAUGAAAGCAAUUCCUUCUUGCGUGUGGGCCGUAGUAGUACCGCCCAGAGUUGUGCAAAGCAAGAUGUGUGCAUCGUGCGCUUACCCUCUGGCAAUCUUUUUUUCGGUAGCAAUACAUGCGAAUUCAUUGAUUCUCGAACACAUACAUCUGAUUGGCUUGAGUAUCAAGUGUUGGUGGACAAGAAGUCUAUCGCACUCGGCUCAGAAUUGCCCAUCACAUUUCGUAUGAUGCCUGUUCGUGAGGAGGUCUCUGUGGAAGGUGUCAAUGUUCAAAUAUUAGAGCGACGGGAUGUAUUUAGAAAGUCUACUCGCACAAGCUAUGCAGUGCAAUCACUUUUAACUGCUGCCACAAAUGAAACAGAAAUACCUAAAACUGCACUGCCCGAGCUUUGGGAAGGUACCAUCCGAUACAGUAUUCUUGUAGGGAAAUCUCUCGUUCACUCAACACUGGCAAAUUCCGACUUUGAUAUCAAGCACACCUUGCUUGUCUCCAUUGUUCUCUCGGCCCCCGGCGGUAUUGCUGGCCGUAUGCGAAAACGGGUAACAUUUCAGUCUAAAAUCGACCUCUUGAAUGAAGCAGUAGGUAAGCUGGGAUCACUCAAAGUGCCUACCUAUGAUUCUCCUCCUCCAUUUGAUGAUUCAACCUUUGUAUACGGCGAGUAUGAUCGCAAGUUUACUGAUCCAAUUGCUUAUUCUGAUAUUCAUAACAACGAGCACAAUUAA
This is a messenger RNA of Mucor velutinosus, 1122 nucleotides long. Its product is annotated as Guanine nucleotide exchange factor lte1. Lineage: Eukaryota; Fungi; Mucoromycota; Mucoromycetes; Mucorales; Mucoraceae. The record is from RefSeq and is a predicted model, not a curated record. Gene Ontology annotation, molecular function: ubiquitin protein ligase binding; protein-macromolecule adaptor activity. Gene Ontology annotation, cellular component: cytoplasm; cytosol. The transcript has a single exon. The coding region runs from base 1 to 1122 and encodes 373 amino acids. Gene Ontology annotation, biological process: ubiquitin-dependent endocytosis.